AUGUCUCUCGACCCCGCAAAACCCGUUGCACACGAUACCCCCCAGGCCUGCACUCGAGAGCAUUGCCUCCAUGCAUUCGAUGCCCUCUACUGCAGUUUGACCGAUGCAGAGCCAAUACCUCCUAGAUUCCCAGAUGAGAAAUACCCUCUGUUUGUGACUUGGGAUAUAAAGCAGCGAGGCGAGUGGCAUCUCCGUGGAUGCAUAGGCAACUUUGAGCCCAUGCCCAUCCACGACGGGCUCGCCGAAUACGCCCUCGUUAGCGCAUUUAGAGACACCCGCUUUAGAAAGAUAGACAGGAGCGAGCUAGAGCGCUUGAGAUGCAGCGUGUCGCUCCUAACAGAUUUUGAGCGCGGAGAUACCUAUCUCGAUUGGACGAUCGGCGUGCAUGGCAUCCGCAUCUCCUUCCCACAUCCAAGCCUCCUCCAGCCCUCAUCCGAGGCCCCGUCCCCGCUCUCUUCAUCCGGUAGCCUCCCCCGCGUAUCAUCCAAGCAGACAUUUUCUGCCACAUAUCUGCCCGAAGUCAUUCCUGAGCAAGGAUGGGACAAGAUCGAGGCCAUCGACAGCGCCAUCGAGAAGGCAGGUUGGCGGCAUAGAAUUACAGAGGACCUUCGUCGGAGCAUCAAGCUGGUGCGAUACCAGAGCAGCCAGUGCAGCGUCACCUGGGACCAAUAUAUCCAAUGGAGGCAUGAAAUGACACAUUGA
Psilocybe cubensis is the source of this 702-nucleotide messenger RNA. RefSeq lists its product as uncharacterized. Lineage: Eukaryota; Fungi; Basidiomycota; Agaricomycetes; Agaricales; Agrocybaceae. The transcript is spliced from 3 exons. The record is from RefSeq and is a predicted model, not a curated record. The coding region runs from base 1 to 702 and encodes 233 amino acids.